CUCAACAUCCAAGCACUUUUUGGGACUACAAAUUCACACCCCAACCCUCACCUAUUCCCUCAUAUUGUUGUUCAUUCAAUUCUCCUCCUUCUGUCUUUCUUCAUCCUCUCUCCCUCCAAUACAAUAGCCUUUCACUGCAAUCCAAGAGCACAACUCCUUUCUUCUUUCCUUUUAUUGGAUGAGUUACUCCUUUGUUCUUCCUCUGCAUCUCUCUUUCUCACUUUACUAAGCAAUAGCAACUCUUCACUGAAAAUUUCAAAGCAAAUCUUUUGAUUUUCAUUUUUGAAAUUUCAAAGCAAAGGAGAUCGUUAUGGCAACGAUUGUGUGUCAAGGAUUGCAGUCAUGUCUAGACAACACCCAUACUGUCGAGCCAAAGAAAGUGUGGCUCAAAGUCUCUUCACCAACACCACACUUCUCUCAACCCCUCGAAUUAGCAUUAAGAUCUUGUUUCUCGGAUUCCAAAACCAAAGAAACUGGGCAAAAAUACCGCACUGAGGAGGUUUGCAACAAGCCCUGUAACUCCUUAAACAGUCACAGCUCCUCAAACCCUGACUUGGGAGGCUGGAGUUUCCUCCAAGCUAUCUCCACAAACCCCGAAGGUCCCAAGGAAACAAUGGAUCAGAAAGAAAAAGUCUAUGUCCAUCCUCUUGUGAAGCGCUCCUCGUCCAUGCUUAGUGAGAAAAGCUUGCAAUUGUGCACUGAAAACCUGGGCAACGAAACGGGCACCGAAAUCAACGAAGGCAAUCUUUUUUCGCUGCCUUCAUCGGACUCCAAGAGGAGGAAUUUGCCGACAAGGGAGCAAAAUAAAUCUAGUCAACUUUCUGGUGCUAAGAAAGUUAAUACUCAAAAUUUUCCACCUCCAUUAACAACAAUGAGCGGCUCGGAAUCUCUACGAGUUCGGCCCCACCGAGAAGACGGACGGCUGAUAAUCGAAGCCAUCAAGGCUCCUACAACGCAGAGUUAUUUUCAAGCUGAACGCAGUAAUGGCCGCCUUGUACUGCGCUUUGUGAAAACUUGCACUACUCCCAGUAUCGAGUCAGAGGAAGCUGAUGAUAAGAAUGAAGAAAAUGGAGCGAGCAAUGAAGCGGGCAAUGGAAAAGAACGAUUUGACAGUGAUGCCAUUGAAGAAAAACAACAAGUGGAAGAAGAAGAAGAAGAAAAAGAAGAGGAGGAGGAUUGGGAUAACGAAGGAGAAAGGGACGUGCACUUGGUGGGUGAGGGGAUGGAUGGUAAUUAUAAAAAAAAUGGUGAGAUCGAAAUGAGAAAGGAAAAGUUUGAGAGGCCAAGAAGGUGCAAAGAAGAUGAACAGCAUGGGAAAAACAGAUUGUUAGAGUGGGAGCCCUUGUGGGUGGCUACCUCCUAAACCUCUUUUUUUUUGGUUUUUCCUUCUUUUUUGGGGAUUUUGGAUCUCUAGAUCACUACCAUGUUCCGCAAUUUUAGUGUUUGUUAUCUUUCCUUUUUCUCUUCUUCAAUGAAUUCCCUAAUCUCCUCA
Molecule: messenger RNA, 1492 nt
Organism: Carya illinoinensis
Lineage: Eukaryota; Viridiplantae; Streptophyta; Magnoliopsida; Fagales; Juglandaceae
Product: protein FANTASTIC FOUR 3-like
Exons: 1
Coding region: 311-1363 (350 amino acids)
Source: RefSeq, a predicted model, not a curated record